AUGGACAGUAUCAUCGGGUCGGUGGGGAGAGUGGCCAAUGUUAAAGUACGCAACGACGACGACCUCAACGACAGAGUCAACCAUCUGUACACUACAGGCAUACUCAUCAUCUUCACCGUUGUCGUUAGCGCCAGGCAGUAUGUUGGCGACCCUAUCAGGUGCUGGUGCCCAGCGCAGUUUACCGGAGCCCACGUCGACUACACAAACAACAUCUGCUGGAUCUCCAACACUACUAUGUGCCCAUGGACGAUGGAGAACGAGCUGACCUACUAUCAGUGGGUGCCCGUAAUGCUGCUGAUCCAGGCCCUUAUGUUCUAUAUACCUUGUAUAAUGUGGCGUCUACUGAACGGGCAGUCAGGCAUCAACGUUGAUCGAAUAGUCUCUUUGGCCAGCGAUGCCCAGUAUGAAGCACCUGAGAUCCGCAUCCGUACAAUCAAGUUCGUGGUUCGACAUAUAGACCGUUGUUUGGAUAAUCAACGUGAAAGCCGUCCUAGAUGUUGCGUCACUUUGUUACAUAUCCUUUCAGCUAAGUUGUCUCUUCUGUGUGGUCGGCGGUACGGCAACUACCUCGUUGCCACAUACCUCGCAAUGAAGGUGCUUUAUAUCUCAAACGCCAUAGGUCAACUGUUCAUGCUGAACGCGUUUCUAGCCACAGAAUAUAAUCUCUACGGCUUUGAAGUUUUAGAAGAUUUGAUAGAAGAGCACGACUGGACCGCGUCCAGGCGCUUUCCUCGCGUCACCAUGUGUGACUUCGACAUCCGUCAGAUGUCCAACAACCACCACUACACCGUCCAGUGCGUCCUGCCCAUAAACCUCUUCAAUGAGAAAAUAUACAUAUUCCUGUGGUUCUGGCUUGUGUUCGUGGCAGUUGUCACGUGCUACAGUUUCCUCUCGUGGCUGUGGCACAUGAUGUUUCCGUCCUCGCGAACGCACUAUAUCAGAAAGUUCUUGAAGAUCAUGGACCGAAUCUCAUCCGGUCCUGACAAGAAGCUAGCCACACGUUUCACGAUGGAGUAUCUACGCCACGAUGGUGUCUUCACGUUGAGACUGGUCGGGAAGAACUCUAGCGACAUUGUGGUAGCAGAAAUCGUGUCUGGAUUAUGGGACCUGUACAGAAGUAAAAAGUCUAUACAGAUUCGCAAUGCAGCAGCCCUGCAAGCUAACGGACACGACAGCGAAGGCGACGAUGUAUAG
Molecule: messenger RNA, 1194 nt
Organism: Candidula unifasciata
Lineage: Eukaryota; Metazoa; Mollusca; Gastropoda; Stylommatophora; Geomitridae
Source: the annotation of a GenBank genome assembly